Aureobasidium namibiae CBS 147.97 is the source of this 909-nucleotide messenger RNA. RefSeq names its product HPP family protein. The transcript has 2 exons. The record is from RefSeq and is a predicted model, not a curated record. Lineage: Eukaryota; Fungi; Ascomycota; Dothideomycetes; Dothideales; Saccotheciaceae. The coding region runs from base 1 to 909 and encodes 302 amino acids.
AUGCAUCCACGGAUAUUGACCGUCCUCGACUAUGAUAUCGAUACUCAUCUAAAUCGCGUCGUUCCUCAUUCCCGUAUAUCGAGGCUUCCAAAGCCUAUAUCGCGGUUUCUAGGAUAUCGAUCAGAGGAAUACAAAGAACCGCCGCGUUUAGUCGUUGUUUUCUGGUCGUUUCUGGGGUCCCUACUUGGACUUCUGAUCAUAGGCGCUAUCUACAAGUAUGCUCCUGGAAUUACAAAAUGGCAUCCUCCGAUCAUGAUUGCGAGUUUGGGUGCUUCUGCUAUCUUGGACUACAACUCCAUCCGAACACCACUUGCACAACCAAGGAACGCCAUCCUAGGGCAGACCUUCUCGGCCUUGACAGGAGUCAUCAUCCAUAGAUUGUUCCAUCUCAACUCAAACUGGGAGGAUCUCCAAUGGGUUGCAGGCGCAGUCGCCUGCGCUGUAUCUUCUGCCAUCAUGGCUACGACAAACACUGUACACCCUCCAGGAGGCGCAACUGCUGUCCUGGCUACGACAAACGCCGAUAUCAUCGCUAUGGGCUGGAUUUACAUCCCUUUCGUAAUCAUGAGCUCAGUUAUCAUGUUGACCCUCGCAUGCAUAAUCAACAACAUCCAACGAGCAUACCCAGUGUACUGGUGGACACCAGCAAAUCUAAGGAAGGAGAAAAAUAUCGAAGACCUUGAGAAGGUGCCCACCAAUAACAGUGAGAAGGUGCUAUCAGGCCAGCCAAUGGGCAGAGCUUCGGAUGUCAGCCCGGAUUCUGUUGUCAUAUCACCACAUCAUCUCUACAUCCCUGACAGCUUCGACUUGGAUGGCGACGAGUUGGCUGUGUUGUCACGACUACAAGCUCGUCUCCGGUGGGACGCCGCUAUGGAUGAACGGCCUCGAGCCCAGUCAAACGGGAGCUGA